Messenger RNA from Aspergillus nidulans FGSC A4, 2157 nucleotides. Its product is annotated as serine hydrolase domain-containing protein. The record is from RefSeq and is a predicted model, not a curated record. The transcript has 5 exons. The coding region runs from base 1 to 2157 and encodes 718 amino acids. NCBI's taxonomy places the organism in Eukaryota, Fungi, Ascomycota, Eurotiomycetes, Eurotiales, Aspergillaceae.
AUGCGAGAGCUGACCGCAUCAUUCCCAUCGCGAACACCGAAUGCGUCCAAACGUCGAACUAGAGCGAGAGUAAAGUCAACUUUAAAUGGGAAAACAAACUCUGCUCCGCGUGGCUUCUUGGUAUUUUCUACUAGAACAUCUGAAGAACGACCUCAGCCAAGUACGACGGAGUUCCUCAUCACCGUCCUACUGACCGAACAGACCCGAGUGUUUUACGGUGACCAUGAGUGUCAAAGAGCAACUUUUAUGCAGCUGACCGCGCCGAGGAAAGCAGUCUCAUCGAACAAAGAACUACGGCGCGGGCCGGAGGAUUGGAAGGAGCGACUGGCACAUCUCUCGCUUUACUUCAUUAAACCGUUCAGUACUGUUUUGAGUCGUGGGAUCAGAUCGCCGUAUCCUUACUCGCUCAUGCGGUGCAUCCUGCUUUUGUCAGUUCUUGCCGCGUACGCUGCUGCGCAAAUCAAGAUAUGUCCGCUUGGGGGACCUAUCUUUCCGGCUGCGCAGAGGCCAGGCGAAAGUGCGGCUAUGAAGCAGGCUACUCACAACUUCACAGAGUCACUGCACGAAAUCCUGUACCCUGCAAAUGCCUCUUUGCCUACGGCCAUAGACCAAGACCUGACCUCGUUCGCGGUUCAAGUUUACAGUGCGCGAGACUCAAAACCACUGCUUGAAUAUUACCACACAGCAACAUCGGCGCGAAACAAUAUUCUUGGGGUUAACCGCAUUGAUGGAGAUACUGUGUUUCGAAUCGGCAGUUGUUCGAAGAUAUGGACAGUUCUGCUGCUUCUGAUGGAAACUGGCGAGGCAUUGCUCCAUGAGCCGGUGCGGAAGUAUUUCCCAGAGGUGGAACACGCUAUCGAAGUGCUAGACAGUGGUCUGAACGAAAUCGAUCAUGUCCACUGGGAAGAUGUGACCAUUGGAGAUCUUGUCAGCCAUACGGCCGGGUUGGAGAGAUCAUAUGGUCUCGGUGAUCACGCUGCGACUACUGCUCUUAUGGAGCAACUCGGAUUCCCAUCCUUGCAGCAGAAGGAAGUCCUGGAGUGCGGUAGGAGGUCUCCAGUAAAGACGGCUGUCCGUUCUAAGGCGGAUCUAGAAUUCUUCAGGGGGAUGAUGAGCAGACAUCCAGUUGUGCCUGUCUCGUCAAUGCCGAUAUACUCCAACGAUGGGUUUGUGGUGCUGGGGUACCUACUCGAAAUGUUGACGGGCCAGAGCUACGAAAAACUCCUUGAGGAGCGCUUAAUCGAACGCCUCAAUCUGACGCGGUCUUCAUCCAACAAACCCACGAACGAUCAGGGAAUAAUACCAGGGCUCCCAAACAUAACCGUCUGGGAUACUGACCUAGGUAACAUAAUUCCGACCGGAGGAAUCUAUUCCUCAACGAAGGACAUGAGCGUUCUGGGCCGCGCCAUCCUCAACAGCGAACUCCUAUCCCCUACGCUAACUAGAAAAUGGCUAAAACCAAGGGCUCACACUGCUGAUCCGGCCUUCUCAGUCGGUGCCCCGUGGGAAAUAUUUACUCUGAGCGAGCCGCGAAUGAUCGACCUCUACACGAAAUCUGGAGACCUCGGUAGCUACUCGUCAAUGAUGGGCCUCUCUCCUGAACACGAUGUCGGGUUCACGGUCCUGGCCGCCGGACAGGGGACACACAACGCCGUAUGGGCGCUAGGCGACCUUAUUUCGACGACUGUAAUCGCUGCUCUUGACGCGGCCGGCAAGGAGGAAGCACACCCCCGAUUUGCGGGAACAUAUACCUCAGGGGACGACGCCUUAACGAUCAUAACCGACGAUGGUCCCGGUCUAAAGGUUACAGAAUGGCGAAGUAACGGGAAGGAUCUGAUGAAAUCAAUGAAUAUGUUGCAAUGGGGAGGCCCGUACGAGGAUAUCGAUGUCCGGCUGUAUCCAACUGGACUGAGGAGCCCAGCUCAAUGUGGACGGAGCUCUGAGAACUUGGUCUCGUUCCGCAGUGUCGUUUCCCAUCCAAUCCCAGUUGGAGCAGGGCCUAUGACAAGGACUUGCCUAACGUGGUUGACGGUUGACGGACAGGUUUACGGCUCGGUUGGGAUAGACGAGUUUGUGUUUCACGUUGGUGAGAAUGGCAAAGCCGUUCGAGUGUCGCCGCGGGGUUUACGGACAUCUUUGGACAGGGUCAGGCAAUGA